AUGACCCUGGCAGACUGGCAGAAAGCUCAGACAGAGGACCAAUAUAUCAGUCGUGUCAUCCGAUUCCUUGCCAGUGCAAUGAAGCCCAGCUCCAGAGAAGUCAGUACAGAGCACCCCGAAAUAAAGCUCCUCUUGCGACAGUGGCACAAGUUAGAGCUGAGGAAUGGUGUGCUGUACCGCAAGCGGAAUGACCGUGGCCGCACUGCCUAUCAGCUGGUGUUACCCCUGCCGUUUCGGGAGAGAGCUCUGCAAGGCAUACAUGAAGAAGUGGGCCACCUAGGUCCUGAACGUGCCUUGCACCUUGCCCGUGUGCGUUUCUUCUGGCCUGGCAUGGCCAAAGCCAUAGAGGAAAAAUGCAAGACAUGUGAGCGCUGUUUCCGGAGGAAGGCGGUGCCUCAAAAGGCUGCACCGAUGGAAAGCAUCACGACUACACCACUUUACAAAGUUCUCAGUGGCAGUGCCCACAAGAGAUCAGAAAGCGAGAACCAUAGCAAGGCCCUGUGGGAGAAUUUCAUUGUUCACUACAGCUUCCCCAGUCGCCUCUUGAGUGACCAAGGCCGGGAUUUCGAGUCUAGAACUAUCAAGGAACUCUGUGCAGUCAUAGGAGCAACCAAAGUCCGUACAACCCCAUACCAUCCUCGGGGGAAUCCAGUGGAAAGGUUUAACAGAACACUCCUGGGAAUGUUGGGGACUUUGGAGGACAAAGAGAAGCAUCAUUGGAGGGAUUACGUGAAGCCUCUGGUGCACGCCUAUAAUUGCACAAGAAAUGAUACAACCGGAUACUCACCUUAUGAAUUAAUGUUCGGGAGACAACCCCGACUUCCCAUAGACUUUGUCCUCGGAAUUACUCCUGACACCGGAGAUCACCUGACUCACUCAGAGUAUGUCAAGAGCCUCCGACAAUGUCUCCAGGAAAGCUACUCCCUGGCCAGUGAAAGUGCUCAAAAGUCAAGAGACAAGUACAAGUCCCGCUUCGACAAGACAGUCAGAGCUGUAAGACUCUUCACAGGAGAUCGUGUCCUUGUCCGUAAUGUCAAGGGGCUAGGCUCACACCGGAGCCCCACAGAGACCACCUGUUACCUGACUUCAGACAUGUUCUACCUGGAGGUGUUGCUGCUGCCUGGUGGGGAUGUAGAGGAUGUCAAGGUGGCUCAUCAUGGAGAGGCUCCUGUGUCCUGGGAACCACUUCUUACCCUCCUCAGGUCAAAAAGAUUUGAUGAUUUCUCCAUGAAGCUAGACUGCUUGUCUUCGCUCUACAACAUGAUUGGAGACAAUGAAACAAAAAUAAAGGUAUACACUGCCCUUCAGCAUCUGGAGAGGGAUCUUCUAAAGAUAUCUCAGUUACCCAGGCCUCUAAUAGAUCAUGAUCUUCAUGUGGACACAAUUCUCAAUGGAAGAAUCGGGAAGGUCACCCUACAGAGAGAAGGAAAUCCCCUGAGUAUCAAGUACUACAUAAGCCCUUAUGACCUCCUGACCGACAAUGACGAUGCAGAGUGCAAGGUGGCUCUGGUGGUAGCAGGGGCCAGUGACUCUACGCACCGGCUGCAGAUGACAUCCCUCAUCCAAAAGCCUCCCAUCAUCAACAGCGAGGGUCUCCCAGUGUUUCUUCCCCUGGACAAUGUCACUAGUGAAGUCCUGCCUGCCUGCUUUUUCCUGAAGCUGCAACCACCCUUGCCAAUGCUGUCUUCCUUUAUCCACAAAAUGGACCAAAUCACUGAAAUGAACUUGUGUGAGACUGACCUGCAGUGGCUGCCUUUCCCCUGGCUGCUGAAGGCUAGUCUGGGAGAAACCAGCUGCUCUGAUUAUUUGGAAAAUGCCCAUUUCUUUGUGGUUGACAACCAGAUGCAUGGUUAUGUGCUGGCAGGAGAUGCGUGGGGCGUAGAGGGACUGAGGGGAGCGCUGGUUCACAGCAUCCCAUUUACACACCCUGCCCAUGUCCCCCCACUGCUGGAGCUGUUGAGACAUCAAGCUGCAAUCAACACCCUGCUCUCCAGCUUCAUUACCCCCCAUAGGCCCUCCGAAGGUUCAGAGCCAGACUUGCACUGCGAGGUCCUUCCAGAGUCUGACUCCAGCUUCUCAGUGUCUUUCCCACUACAUGAGAGCGACUGUCUCGGUGUGCUUUUAGUGAAUGUAAAGGACUCCCAUCAGAUCACCUGCAGGCUGUUUAUGCCAUGUUCAAAAGAUUUAUCCAUCGAUGAAUACAUAAUGCGAGUCUUGAAAAGAUGCAUGUGCAUUCCUUUGGUCAUGAGGGCGAUCUGUAGAAGACUGGCUCAGAAUGGCUCUUCGGGUGUAAUUGCCUCCACUUUAGCAGCUGGGUAUUCUGCGCAUGCAGUUGCACCUGCCGCUGGCUUGUAUACAGCAGUGUCUGAAGCCCUGUGA
Molecule: messenger RNA, 2379 nt
Organism: Conger conger (European conger)
Lineage: Eukaryota; Metazoa; Chordata; Actinopteri; Anguilliformes; Congridae
Product: mediator of RNA polymerase II transcription subunit 1-like
Exons: 15
Coding region: 1-2379 (792 amino acids)
Biological process (GO): regulation of transcription by RNA polymerase II; DNA integration; cellular response to thyroid hormone stimulus
Cellular component (GO): mediator complex
Molecular function (GO): nuclear thyroid hormone receptor binding; nucleic acid binding; nuclear vitamin D receptor binding
Source: RefSeq, a predicted model, not a curated record